This is a messenger RNA of Rasamsonia emersonii CBS 393.64, 1857 nucleotides long. RefSeq lists its product as uncharacterized. The transcript is spliced from 15 exons. Bases 1 to 1857 code for a protein of 618 amino acids. The record is from RefSeq and is a predicted model, not a curated record. Lineage: Eukaryota; Fungi; Ascomycota; Eurotiomycetes; Eurotiales; Trichocomaceae.
AUGGAUGAAGAUCGCAUCUCGGAGAGGUCUUGGGAUGCUCUCGCUGAGCGAAGCCUUCCCGCAUAUAUGCAGGAAACCUCCUCGAGUGGAAGAUUCACCUCGCGAAGACGUAUGCUUAGUCGAAAUCGGAAAUCCCUGACGGUCCGUUACGGUGACGACGACGCUGUCGACGUCGACGACGACGAUAGCGAUGACGAUGAUGAAAUUCAACGUGCCCAGCCUGUACCAUCUUCCACCACCCCUAUUUUUAUCCCCGUACCUGCGACGGCGACAGUCACUAUCACUGCUGCAGCUGCUGCGGCUACUCCAGAACGAGACUGCUACCUCAAGGACCAAGCUUCAACCACCAGUCAGGAUGCAGAUGCUUGUAAGAAGUACCAUUCGUCACCAUCGAACGAUCACUACCAAAGUUCGGCCUUGCAGACAGGUGCUGAGAAAGCAGGCCUGGUCGUCGGGUUAACAGUUGGACUUUCGAUGAUUGUGUGUCUGAUUGUCUUUCUGACGUUACGACGGAAGUACCGACCGGGUUUCACUCUCUGGUCGUGUCUCACUCGACGGAAGAGGUCAUCUGAAUUCGACGACCGCAAAUGGGCUCCAUUGGGCGAUGGCGGGGAUGGAGCAGUCUGGCCCGACAAAUCCAAAGCUCGACCGGUGACGAUGACCGUACAAGAGUUGGAUGCUGGGUUGGUAGAGACAGUUGCAAGAAAGCCGUCCUUACGUGAGCGUGACUCAGAAUCGAAUACGGUGACGGCGUCUGAGAAAGCUACUGAGAAUACAACGCGCCCCGCUCAGGCGCGUCUUACGAUUGAAACCCGGAGUUCCGGGUCCUGGAGGACAGAGAACGAAAAGGAGCUCCUCGAUCUGAUGCGAGAAAGUGAGUCUGAAUCCGACCCUCCGCCAACAGCCAAGACGAGAAGGCCAUGGAUGUCGUAUUUCUCCUGGAGCACGGCCCCGACGACCCCUGCAUGCUCCUCCAACCGGGAGACCAUGAUGACGGAUGACAGCGAGCCCCCUCGCUUCCGGUCCAUAUCCAGCUGGGUGAACUACCAAAGCGAGCGGCAGCAGCGACAGCGCCAGCGCCAGACGAGCGGAGUGGUGUUGCUGCCGCCGCCGAUCGUCGAGAGGCGCAUUUUAACCAAUCCUAACCCUAAGCCCAACUAUAUACAUAACAAGAGUCAUCAUCAACCUCAACUCAAAAUACUUAACCCACUUUAUGUACAUACAUACUACUCUGUACCUAAGUACAGUAAGGACUGUCCUCUUUACUGGUAUAGUAAAGUAACUACGGAUUAUUAUGGAGAGAAAGAGAGAGAGAGUUCUCCAGUUUUGGUAGGCAGGCAGGCAGCAAAGUACUCCGUACGUACUAAUAAGGGGUUUGUUACCUACCUUAGACCUAUCUACCUAUCAAGGUACCUUAGUGAACGAGCACAGCAACAGCACGGACUCAAUACGUAUGCUUACUUAAAGAGUGUGUUACAUGUGCUGGCUUCAUCUGAUCUUGUUCAAGGAACGACAAAGCUUGGAAGUCAGUCCUUAGAAGUCGCCAAAUCAGAGGUGAUGGUGCAAUGUCUGUCAUUCGAGCUUUACUCCAUAGUGGAUUCCAUGCCUUAUCGAGUAAAUGGUCAACGUCGUAGAAUACCUCGCAAUGGAUGUGAGAACAGAUUACCGCAAAUGGCAUAUUUUGGUCCAAAGAGAGCAAUAUUGAGAAACGCCACCAGAUUGGCUGCCGUAGAUAACGAGUGCUGCAGAGCCAGCAACUAUCGAGUACCUCUGUGCAAGCCUCAGGUCGAGUCACACUUAGUGCUUGGUGUCCAUAGAAUGGAUUUUGAAUCUGCAACCCCAUCUUUGCUCGAUUGA